Setaria italica (foxtail millet) is the source of this 3840-nucleotide messenger RNA. RefSeq names its product receptor-like protein kinase HSL1. Gene Ontology annotation, biological process: protein phosphorylation. The record is from RefSeq and is a predicted model, not a curated record. NCBI's taxonomy places the organism in Eukaryota, Viridiplantae, Streptophyta, Magnoliopsida, Poales, Poaceae. Gene Ontology annotation, molecular function: receptor serine/threonine kinase binding; protein kinase activity; ATP binding. The transcript is spliced from 2 exons. Bases 248 to 3253 code for a protein of 1001 amino acids.
GCGGGAGGCGCAGGCAGGCAGCGCCAGGCACUACCUCCCCACUGUUGCCGGUUGCUGUCUUCUUCACUCCCCCGUCUCCUCCUCCUCCUCCUCCCCACCACCACCACUCCCUCAGUCCUUCUCCAGCAAGAGGCAGGAGAAAUUCUCUCCUCCCCAUGCCGACGCCAACUACCUCCCCACUCCCACUCCUCCUCUCACCAUAGCAUACCAUAGCAAUUGCAGAUUUCGGGGCCCCAAAAAGAAAACCAUGGGCGCCGCCCUCCUGCUACUCCUCGCCAAUGCUGCCGCCCUGCUCCUGCUCCUCCUCCCGGCGCAGGCCUUGAACCAGGACGGCCUCUACCUUCUCGACGCCAAGCGCGCCCUCACCGUCCCCGCCGCCGCGCUCGCCGACUGGAACCCCCGCGACGCCACGCCCUGCAACUGGACGGGCAUCGACUGCGACACCACCGCCGCCUUCGUCACCGGGAUCUCCCUACCGAGCCUCAACCUCGCCGGCUCCUUCCCCGCCGCGCUCUGCCGCAUCCCACGCCUGCGUUCCAUCGACCUCUCCGACAACUACAUCGGCCCCGACCUCGACAUCGCCCGCUGCACGGCCCUCGUCCGGCUCGACAUCUCCACGAACGACCUCGUCGGCCCGCUCCCCGACGCGCUCGCCGACCUACCGGACCUCCUCUACCUCAACCUCCAGAGCAACAACUUCUCCGGCCCCAUCCCGGACUCCUUCGCCCGCUUCGCCAAGCUCCAGUCGCUCUCCCUCGUCUACAACCUGCUCGGUGGCGAAGUCCCAGGCUUCCUCGGCGCCGUCGCCACGCUCCGGGAGCUCAACCUCUCCUACAACCCCUUCGCCCCUGGCCCCCUGCCGCCCCGGCUCGGCGACCUCUCCGCGCUGCGCGUGCUCUGGCUCGCCGGAUGCAACCUCGUCGGCGCCAUCCCGCCCUCGCUCGGCCGCCUCACCAACCUCACCGACCUCGACCUCUCCACCAACGCGCUCACCGGCCCCAUACCGCCGGAGAUUACCGGCCUCACCAGCGCCAUCCAGAUCGAGCUCUACAACAACUCCCUCUCCGGCCCCAUUCCACCGGGAUUCGGAAAGCUCCAGGACCUCAGGGGCAUCGAUUUCGCCAUGAACAAGCUCCACGGCGCCAUCCCGGAGGACCUCUUCCGCGCGCCCAAGCUCGAGACCGUCCACCUCUACGCCAACGCGCUCACGGGCCCCGUGCCGGAAUCCGUUGCCAGCGCGCCGUCGCUCUCCGAGCUGCGCCUCUUCGCCAACAGGCUCAACGGCACGCUGCCCGCCGACCUCGGCAGGACCACGCCGCUCGUCUGCAUCGACCUCUCCGACAACGCCAUCUCCGGCGAGAUCCCGCCGGGGAUAUGCGACCGCGGCGAGCUCCAGGAGCUGCUCAUGCUCGACAACAUGCUCUCCGGCCGCAUCCCCGACGCGCUCGGCCGCUGCCGGAGCCUCCGCCGGGUGCGCCUCUCCAACAACAGGCUCGCCGGUGACGUGCCCGACGCCGUCUGGGGCCUCCCUCACAUGUCGCUCCUCGAGCUCAACGACAACCAGCUCACCGGGCAGAUCUCCCCGGUCAUCGCCGGCGCCGCCAACCUGUCCAAGCUCGUGCUCUCCAACAACCGCCUGACCGGGAGCAUCCCGUCGGAUAUCGGAUCCGUCUCCAAGCUCUACGAGCUGUCGGCCGACGGCAACAUGCUGUCUGGCCCGCUCCCGUCCUCCCUUGGCGGCCUGCCGGAGCUCGGCCGCCUCGUGCUCCGGAACAACUCGCUGUCCGGCCAGCUGCUUCGGGGGAUCGACUCGUGGAAGAAGCUCAGCGAGCUCAACCUCGCCGACAACGGCUUCACUGGCUCCAUACCACCGGAGCUCGGCGACUUGCCGGUGCUCAACUACCUUGACCUUUCCGGCAACCAGCUCACUGGCGAGGUCCCGAUGCAAUUGGAGAACCUGAAGCUCAACCAGUUCAAUGUUUCCGACAACCAGCUCCGCGGCCCGCUGCCGCCGCAGUAUGCCACUGAGGCGUACCGCAACAGCUUCUUGGGCAACCCUGAGCUGUGUGGAGAAAUUGCCGGCUUAUGCCCCGAUUCCACGCAGGGGAGGUCGUCCAAGUACCACUCUGGCUUCGCCUGGAUGAUGCGCUCCAUAUUCAUAUUUGCGGCUGUCAUUUUGGUCGCCGGAGUCGCGUGGUUCUACUGCCGGUACCGGAGCUUCAACAGAUCCAAACUGAUGAGAGCCGACCGCUCCAAAUGGACGCUCACAUCCUUCCACAAGCUGUCGUUCAGCGAGUAUGAGAUCCUGGACUGCCUCGAUGAGGACAAUGUCAUUGGCAGCGGGGCAUCAGGAAAGGUGUACAAGGUGGUGCUCAGCAAUGGCGAGGUAGUCGCCGUGAAGAAGCUGUGGAGCGCGGCGGUAAAGAACAGGGAUGCCGAGAACGGUGGCUCUGCUGCCGACGACAGCUUUGAAGCCGAGGUGAGGACGCUCGGCAAGAUCCGGCACAAGAACAUUGUGAAGCUGUGGUGCUGCUGCAUACACAAGGACUGCAAGCUGCUGGUGUACGAGUACAUGCCCAAUGGAAGCCUCGGGGACGUGCUGCACGGCGCCAAGGCGGGCUUGCUGGAUUGGGCAACGCGGUACAAGAUCGCGCUUGAUGCCGCAGAGGGGCUAUCCUACCUUCACCAUGACUGCGUUCCGGCCAUCGUCCACAGGGACGUCAAGUCCAACAACAUCCUCCUGGACGCAGAGUUCAGUGCUCGUGUGGCCGAUUUUGGGGUGGCCAAGGUGGUGGAGGGGACUGGGCGUGCGGCCAAGUCCAUGUCGGUGAUCGCCGGCUCGUGCGGCUACAUUGCGCCUGAGUAUGCGUACACGCUGCGCGUGAACGAGAAGAGCGACACGUACAGCUUCGGGGUGGUGCUCCUGGAGCUGGUGACCGGGAAACCGCCUGUUGAUCCAGAGUUCGGGGAGAAGGACCUGGUGAAGUGGGUGUGCAGCACGAUGGAGCAGAAGGGGGUGGAGCACGUCCUGGACAGCAGGCUGGACAUGGAUUUCAAGGACGAGAUCGUGAGGGUGCUCAACAUUGGGCUGGUCUGCACGAGCUCGCUGCCGAUCAACCGGCCGGCGAUGCGCAGGGUGGUGAAGAUGCUGCAGGAGGUGCGCGUGGAGGGCAGGCCACCGCGGAUGGACAAGGACGGCAAGCUGUCGCCCUACUACUACGAGGACGCCUCCGACCAAGGGAGUAGCGUGUAGCUUGUAAAGUUUGAUUCGGGAGCACAGGCACAGUUGAGAGGUGCUCAGCCAUUGUAGGUAGCAACUAGCAAGGUUCCUUUCAAGGCUGCAAGCAGUGUGUUUUGAGUCCGGAAUCGGGUGCGGCAAUGGUGGUCGGUGUUGUGGUUUGGUACCAGUUGCUGCUGUGUCUGUGGGGUUUGUCAGCCACAACCACUGCAUUGAUUAUUCCUAUUCCUUCCAUUCCGGUGCAUCAGCUUCCUUCCUCUUGAGAAAGAAAGAAAGAAGGAAGGAGAGAUGUUUGCAUCGGCAAGGGAAUCAAUCAAAUGUACUGUAGGUGUGUGCAAUUAUAUUACUAGUAAGUAGGCUGCUGUCUCUUGAACAACUAGUAGUCCAUCACCAUGGCCCAUACCAUAACUCCAUAAGGUGGUUGUGUAUCUGCUGUCUGAAGCUAAGCUAGUGGAGUAGUCGGUUGAGCGACGAAGGGAUGCUGCUGGAAUGGAACCCAAUCCAAUCCAAUCCACUGCAGGUUGGUGAAUCUGACCUCCAUUGGCUUCUCAACUCUGAAAAUUGAAUAAUAGCAGCAUAGCACAAGUGACUGAUUCUGGAAA